GCAACGAGCUGUUUCCACACCCAGCAACAAACAAACGGCACAAAGGUGGACUUUUCCAAGAAUGACAUAUCUAUGGAUUUUGUCCUGGCAUUAAACUAUGGAAGCUUAAGCUGAAAUUGUUAUUACUUUUGAGGUAUUCAUAGUUACUUCUGUUUCUGUGGGGGAAAUGAAGCUGCGUCGGGUUCUUUUCCUUCUCUUUGUUGUGUUCUCAUGUUCCUCUUGGCAAAUGCCUCAGACUGGAGAGGGUUUGACAGAAGAGGAACUCUUCACUGAGUCCAUAGAUCAAACAACACCACAAAGAAGCAUGGUGCAACUUCUGCAUGCAACUUCAGAUGUUAAAGUCUCUUCUCCCACUGAACCUCCAUCUCCACCAGCCACAACCGUUGUGCAUUAUAUCUCUGAACCCAAUGAUCUUCCACAGGAGAGGUCCACAUCAGCUCCAGGUUCUCCUGGUGAAGUGUCACAUACGAGGGAUAAAUAUCCUAAAGAUCUGUUUUCAGUUGAUGAUUGCAGAAGAGGCUGGGUCAUCCUCCACAUUAUCGGCGUGGUGUACAUGAUCAUAUCUCUUGUUGUUGUGUGUGAUCAGUUUUUUGUCCCUGCAUUGAGGGUAAUCACAGACAAGUUAGAGAUCUCCAACAAUGUGGCAGGAGCCACCGUCAUGGCUGCUGGAGCUUCUGCUCCUAGAUUCUUUGCCUUGUGUAUUGGGGUUCUUCUCAUUCACAUUCCAGUGGGUGUUGGUGCCAUUGUAGGUCCAGCAGUUUACAACAUUUUGUUUGUCAUUGGAAUGUGUGCGUUGUUUUCUCAAGGAGUUCUCCACUUGACCUGCUGGCCAGUUUUCAGAGACAUAUCCUUCUACAUAUUUGACUUCAUCCUCCUCAUCAUCUUCUUCUUGGAUGAUGUCAUAAUGUGGUGGGAGAGCAUGAUUCUAGUGGCCAGCUACACUCUCUAUAUGAUUUUUAUGAAGUUUGAUGUGCAAAUAGAACAGGCCUUCAAGUCCCAACUGCACAAACACAGAAACGUUGUCAAAGUUAUUUCUGUGGAGGAACCUGAAAAGGAUGAUCUGCCUGCAGGAGAAGAUGGAUCAGGAGAUGCUCAGGAUAAUAAAGAGGAUAGCAAGAAAGACUUGGAUGACUCCAAUCAAAUUGAAGGUAAUAAUGAGUCAAGUGAAGACAGAGAGGAUGCACCUCUGUCUUUAAAGUGGCCUGACACACCAUGCAGACGAGCCUGGUACCUCCUCCUAUUGCCCAUAGUCGUCCCUCUGCACCUGACACUUCCUGAUGUUCGUAAACAGAAAUCCAGAAAGUUCUUUAUGAUCACUUUCCUGGGAUCUAUUCUGUGGAUUGCUGUCUACUCUUACUUCAUAAUAUGGUGGAGCCAUCAGGUAGGUGAGACUUUUUCCAUCCCAGACGGCCUUAUGACCAUCGUGGUUGCAGUGAUCUCCAGUCCAGUCCUCAUUACCGGUAUCAUUGUGGCCCGUAAAGGCCUGGGGGACAUGGCUGUGUCCAGCUCUGUGGGCUGUAACAUCUUUGACAUCACUGUGGGUCUGCCAGUUCCAUGGCUUCUGUAUUCGGCGAUCCAUGGUUUGGCUUCGGUGGUGGUCAGCAGUAACGGGCUCAUCUGUGCAACUGUGCUUCUUUUCCUCCCACUCUUCUUCGUCAUCAUCUCCACUGCGUCCUGUAAAUGGAAGAUAAAUAAAGUCCUGGCUUUCACCAUGUUGCUGCUGUACUUUAUCUUCCUGGUACUUAGUGUGAUGCUGAAGAAUCGCAUCAUCGUCUGUCCUGUUUCCAUCUGAAAGUGUAUCAUCAUGGUCCUGCUUUACAUUAUCUUGUGUGUUUUGGCCAUGAUGCUUAAACAUCAAGUCAUCUGCAGUACAUACUGUAGUCAGGGCUUAAAACAAUUGUAUACACUGAUGCAUAUGAAUUAAAUCACUCUUGAUUUUAAAUGUUAAUUAGAAAAGCCACCACUCCUUGAUUUGUCGUUGGUUUGUACGCAAUUAUCUGAUUGCAGACCAAAA
Sphaeramia orbicularis (orbiculate cardinalfish) is the source of this 2014-nucleotide messenger RNA. RefSeq names its product sodium/potassium/calcium exchanger 2-like. Gene Ontology annotation, molecular function: calcium channel activity; calcium, potassium:sodium antiporter activity. Gene Ontology annotation, cellular component: plasma membrane. The record is from RefSeq and is a predicted model, not a curated record. NCBI's taxonomy places the organism in Eukaryota, Metazoa, Chordata, Actinopteri, Kurtiformes, Apogonidae. Gene Ontology annotation, biological process: long-term synaptic depression; intracellular calcium ion homeostasis; long-term synaptic potentiation. The coding region runs from base 167 to 1792 and encodes 541 amino acids. The transcript is spliced from 6 exons.